AUACACAUAUUUAUAUAAAAAUGAGUAAACAUAUGUAUUCAACAGCUAAUUUAACUGAUACUCAAUUAAAGGAGCAAGGAAAUCAAUUAUUUGCAGCAAGAAAAUAUGAAGAUGCGAUUUCAUGUUAUACAAAAGCCAUUAUUAAAAAUCCAACAAAUGGUACAUAUUUUACAAAUCGUGCAUUAUGCCAUUUGAAAUUAAAGCGAUGGGAGCAAUCAUGUCAAGAUUGUCGCAGAGCAUUAGAUAUGGAUCAGAAUUUGGUUAAACCACACUUUUUCUUAGGUCAAAGUUUAAUGGAAUUAGAAUUGUAUGAUGAAUCAAUUAAACAUCUUCAAAGAGCAUUCGAUUUGGCUAAAGAGCAGAAACAAAAUUUUGGUGAUGAUAUUACAGCUCAAUUAAGACUGGCAAGAAAAAAACGUUGGAAUGUUUUGGAAGAAAAAAGAAUUUGCCAGGAAAUUGAAUUGCAAAGUUAUUUAAAUAGACUUAUUAAAGAAGAUAUGGAAAAUAGAAUCGCAAAAUUAAAAUUAGAAGAUAAUGUAAACGAGGAUUUAAUUAAAGAAAAAAGCCAAGAAAUUGAACAGGAAUGUGAGGAUCAUAUGACUGAGUUAAAUAAUUUAUUCGCAAAAGUCGAUGAAAAACGACGAAAGCGUGAUGUACCUGACUUCCUAUGUGGCAAAAUUAGUUUUGAGAUUUUAACUGAUCCUGUAAUUACACCUUCUGGUAUUACAUAUGAAAGAAAAGAUAUUGAAGAACAUUUACAACGUGUUGGACAUUUUGAUCCAGUAACAAGGGUUAAACUAACUCAAGAUCAAUUAAUACCAAAUUUUUCAAUGAAAGAAGUUGUUGAUGCGUUUAUAGCUGAAAAUGAAUGGUCACUAGACUACUAAUAAUGUAGUGAUUAUCACUGUAUAUAGUAAUUAAAAAAAAAACAAAGUUUUAAUUAUAAUUAUAAAUUAUUAAGUUAAAAAAAAAACAAAAGAAAUAAUUAUGAUGAAGAGAAUGCAAAACUUUUUGAUGUGUGAAGCAAAAUCAAAUAAAAAAUUAUAUUGUUUAAAUCGAAUUCAUAAUUCAUAUUAAUAAAAAAAAAUAUAUAUUGUA
This is a messenger RNA of Condylostylus longicornis, 1098 nucleotides long. RefSeq names its product E3 ubiquitin-protein ligase CHIP (gene STUB1). Gene Ontology annotation, cellular component: Z disc; cytoplasm. Gene Ontology annotation, molecular function: protein-folding chaperone binding; ubiquitin protein ligase activity. Gene Ontology annotation, biological process: proteasome-mediated ubiquitin-dependent protein catabolic process; protein polyubiquitination; cellular response to misfolded protein. NCBI's taxonomy places the organism in Eukaryota, Metazoa, Arthropoda, Insecta, Diptera, Dolichopodidae. The record is from RefSeq and is a predicted model, not a curated record. Bases 21 to 887 code for a protein of 288 amino acids. The transcript is spliced from 6 exons.